CAAGCGGAAGUGUACUAAAUAUAUUUCUUUCCUUUCAAUUUUUGGAACGUGCAUCGCGUGUCGAAAAUUGGCAUAUAUUACAAAAAAACAUUUUGAAAAUGCCGCGCGAAAUUAAGGAAGUCAAAGAUUUCUUGAACAAGGCCCGUCGCUCUGAUGCGCGUGCUGUGAAAAUUAAGAAGAACCCAUUGAAUACAAAAUUUAAAAUCAGAUGUUCACGUUUUCUGUAUACGCUUGUCGUCCAAGACAAGGAGAAGGCUGACAAAAUCAAGCAGUCAUUGCCACCAGGACUACAAGUAAAGGAGGUUAAAUAAAGCACAGCGUGUGCUUCUAAUCUUAGUUGACAUUGGAAGUAGUUAUUCUUGAUGGAAUAAAAUACACGAAACAAUAUAAUCGCAACCCAA
Drosophila busckii is the source of this 401-nucleotide messenger RNA. It is a transcript of the gene RpL38, whose product is annotated as 60S ribosomal protein L38. Lineage: Eukaryota; Metazoa; Arthropoda; Insecta; Diptera; Drosophilidae. Bases 99 to 311 code for a protein of 70 amino acids. The transcript is spliced from 2 exons. Gene Ontology annotation, cellular component: cytosolic large ribosomal subunit; ribosome. Gene Ontology annotation, biological process: protein-RNA complex assembly; translation. The record is from RefSeq and is a predicted model, not a curated record. Gene Ontology annotation, molecular function: structural constituent of ribosome.